AUGGACAUAGCAAAUACCGAAGAAGGAGAAAAGGGGUCACAAGAAGAUGCACCCAAACAGGAAAAGGUGGCGGAGGAAUCGAAAGAGGAGGAGGCGGAUAUAAAAAUUCCUUCGAACGAGCAAUCACAGGUGAACCAUACUUCCAACCAGAAGGAACACCGAAGACAGAAAAAUGCAUCCUCGAGCAGCACUUACAGCGUCUUCCGUCAUUGGCGGAGGAGCACCUCUGUGGGCUCGAAAAGGUCUAACUCGACCAGAGCUCAACCCGAGACUCCAAAUGAUUUGGCGGCAAUCCAGAAAAUGGAACAAUUUCCUAUGGUUUUCUCCGAUGCCACCAUGCCUGAAGAGGACCUCUCGUUAAAAUUUCUAGCCCUGAACGCUUUAGAUCUAACGGCACCAGCCAGUGACGUUUUACUGAAGAACAGAUUGAAAUCCUGGUUCCAAUUAUCAGGCCAUCCGGAUGGUUUCGCGCCAGCCGGUCCCGGCACAGUUUGGAAAAGGAAAACUGGAGGGACGGAGAAUACAGAAACAAUCGUUUACGAGGCUCUUAGCAAAGAUAAAGAAUUACGUGAUUGCAUACCGAGAUACUACCGAGAAGUAGAGUACAAAGGUGAGACCUUCAUCGAGUUGCAGGAUCUUCUUUUCGGCUUCAACGAUCCUCACGUAAUGGACAUUAAGAUGGGCACAAGAACGUUCCUUGAGUCCGAGGUAUCGAAGACAACUGCUCGACCGGAUCUCUAUCUAAAGAUGAUUGCUGUCGAUCCUAACGCUCCAAUGAAGCAAGAAAACGAGCAGCAUGCCGUGACAAAAUUACGAUACAUGCAGUUCCGUGAACAGCAAAGCUCGACCCGCAGUCACGGGUUCCGAAUCGAGGCUAUGAAGUUACCAGGAGCGCCGCCGAUUACAUUAAAGAAGGUGAAAUCGCACCAAGAAGUCCUCGAUACCAUGAAAUAUUUCUUGGGGACGUGUGGGGCAACUUGCGAGAAGCUGCUUGUUCGUCUGAAGAAUCUUCGAUUCAAAAUUGAAAAGUCCGAGUACUUCAAGACUCACGAAAUAAUUGGAAGUAGUAUCUUUAUAAUCUAUGACGACGACAAAGUUGGUGUAUGGUUAAUUGACUUCGGUAAAACGCAAGCACUACCAAAUGGACUCAGAGUGACACACAGACGGCCAUGGGAACAGGGCAAUCAUGAAGAAGGAUUUUUAUUUGGUCUCGACAAUCUUAUUUCAACGGUAGAAGAAGUUAAUUUUUCAAAGGCUACAUAGUUUCCUGUCGCUUGUAAAUAUGCCUCACCGUCGAUUUGUUACAGUUACCUUUAAGGGCAAUAAUUUUUAUUUACAUUUACAAAGUACCC
Molecule: messenger RNA, 1352 nt
Organism: Dufourea novaeangliae
Lineage: Eukaryota; Metazoa; Arthropoda; Insecta; Hymenoptera; Halictidae
Gene: IP3K1
Product: inositol-trisphosphate 3-kinase A
Exons: 5
Coding region: 1-1263 (420 amino acids)
Biological process (GO): inositol phosphate biosynthetic process
Cellular component (GO): cytoplasm; nucleus
Molecular function (GO): inositol tetrakisphosphate kinase activity; inositol-1,4,5-trisphosphate 3-kinase activity
Source: RefSeq, a predicted model, not a curated record